Arabidopsis thaliana (thale cress) is the source of this 1836-nucleotide messenger RNA. It is a transcript of the gene PEX12, whose product is annotated as peroxin-12. NCBI's taxonomy places the organism in Eukaryota, Viridiplantae, Streptophyta, Magnoliopsida, Brassicales, Brassicaceae. The record is from RefSeq and is marked reviewed. The coding region runs from base 158 to 1369 and encodes 403 amino acids. Gene Ontology annotation, biological process: peroxisome organization; protein import into peroxisome matrix; protein ubiquitination. Gene Ontology annotation, molecular function: zinc ion binding. Gene Ontology annotation, cellular component: peroxisomal membrane. The transcript is spliced from 9 exons.
AAAUGCGUCUUUUCUUCGUCUGUUCUAUCUUCUUUACCAAUUUCUGCAAUUCUGGAGAAGCUAAAGGUCUCAAUCUCUCAGUCAAAAACAAAAGGUCUCUCCUUUAUUAAACUAUCUAUCACUAACUAGAAGAAGAGAUUAGAGGAGGAGGAAGAAGAUGUUGUUUCAGGUGGGAGGUGAAGGCACACGCCCCACCUUCUUUGAGAUGGCUGCUGCUCAGCAACUUCCUGCUAGCCUUCGCGCCGCUCUCACCUAUUCCCUCGGCGUUUUUGCUUUGAGACGAUCGUUUCUCCAUAAGAUUUUAGACUAUGAGGAUGAAUUCUUUGCUGCUCUGAUGCUUAUUCUUGAAGGACACAGCUUACGAACCACAGAUGGUUCCUUUGCUGAAUCAUUGUAUGGUUUAAGGAGGAAAUCAGCGAGAUUGAGAUUGAGGAAAGACAGUGCCAGGAAGGAUUCUAGCGAAGAAGUUCAACAUUCUGGUUUAGAGAAGCGUCAGAGAAUCCUUUCUGUUGUGUUUCUGGUUGUGUUACCGUAUUUCAAGUCAAAAUUGCAUGCUAUAUAUAAUAAAGAAAGAGAGGCUAGGCUCCGGGAAAGUUUAUGGGGUGCAGAGGAUCAAGGAUUUGAUGAAGCUGACUUCUUCACAGGGGAUGAUUCAAUUGUUUCAAGAGAGCCUAGUGGGAAUGAAGAGCUUUCUGUUCGAGUACAAUUAGCUACCAAAAUUAAAAAGUUUAUAGCUGUCUGCUAUCCUUGGAUACAUGCAUCAAGUGAAGGAUUAUCGUUCACUUACCAGCUCUUAUAUCUGCUGGACGCUACUGGAUUUUAUUCUCUUGGGCUACAAGCUCUUGGGAUUCAAGUUUGUAGAGCUACAGGGCAAGAACUGAUGGAUACAUCCUCAAGGAUUUCAAAGAUUCGGAAUCAUGAGCGUGAGAGACUUCGUGGUCCUCCAUGGUUAAAAACGGUGCAAGGGGCACUUCUUAGCUGCUCAUAUGCUGUGCUUGACUAUGCCCAAACCGGUCUAAUUGCAGCAGUUUUUAUCUUCAAAAUGAUGGAAUGGUGGUAUCAAUCCGCUGAAGAGAGAUUAUCAGCUCCAACAGUGUACCCUCCACCUCCACCUCCUCCAGCCCCAAAGGUAAUCAAUCAGGUAGCAUUAUCUGAAACUUAUGUAAACAUCACUCAGUCGACUUUGUCAAAGUUUUUGUUUUUCUGUAACAGAUGGCCAAAGAAGGAAUCCCUCUACCUCCAGACAGAUCCCUCUGUGCUUUAUGCUUGCAAAAACGUGCAAAUCCAUCAGUUGUCACUGUCUCUGGAUUUGUUUUCUGCUAUUCUUGCGUAUUUAAGUAUGUUUCAAAGUACAAGCGAUGUCCGGUGACAUUGAUUCCAGCCAGCGUUGAUCAGAUUAGGAGGUUGUUUCAGGACACUUAGGACCAGUCUAUUUAAUGGUUUUAAGCCAACAGUGAGAGUUCCAUCAUCGUUCUCCCAUGCAAGUUAGAGUCUGAACCAGAAGAGCUAAAAGACUGCCAAGUGAGACACUAAUACCCCAAUUGAUUUUAUAUAUAUAUAUGGAUAAGCUUUCAUUUAGAGCUCACCAAGUCUGGGAUCAAGUGCUUCUUGGAUUGAAAGAAAGCUGUGUUAAUCCUAAUCAAAGCUGAUUCUGAUUAAAACAGAGAAGGCAGACAAAUGGUUACUUUUUUCUUUCUUAGUUUCAGCUUCGAAAUUGUUGUCUAUUGCACAAUGGGGGAUGAUAUUAUUGUUCAGGAUGGAAAAAUAAAAUUUAUAUACUGAUCAAAUUUAUAAAGAAAAGGAUGGAAGAGAUGAUUGGAGUUCAAACUUUCAUAG